This is a messenger RNA of Pogonomyrmex barbatus (red harvester ant), 1287 nucleotides long. RefSeq lists its product as uncharacterized. The record is from RefSeq and is a predicted model, not a curated record. NCBI's taxonomy places the organism in Eukaryota, Metazoa, Arthropoda, Insecta, Hymenoptera, Formicidae.
UUAACGAGAAACAAUGCCGCGAGAGCGCGGCAAGACCAAGAUCGAACGAAUAUGCCAUUACCUUGUCGGAGCCGCUGAUAGGUAUGGCGUUGGCGAUCAAGAGGAGCCGGACGACACGAGGAUCUUCAGUGACACGAAGUCGAUCGGUAGCUUGAGCCAGUACUUGUUCGAGAGCGACGAGGACGAGCGUUACUAUGGUACCUGCAAUGGCUAUGUCUCGCAGCCCGGCAGCAAGUCAAACCUGCUGCUGUGCAGCGAGUGCGAUCAGAAGACGCGUACCUGCACCUACCGACCGCAAACACCUGGCUCGUGUGCCGGCAGAUACGUGGAGGAGCGUAUGGACGAUCGGCAUCAGGAGCCAGGAACCUCUCGUGCCUACAAAAGCCCGGUGAAGCUGUCCUCCCCACGCUCGUAUCAUCCAGAUCAGGAUCGUGUGUCGCAAACGUCCUCGCCGCGAUCGUACCACGAUCCGGAACAGCCAAUGCCGGUAACGUCACCUCGAUCCUACCGGACGCAGGAGCAGCAGCAACGACGCGGACGGACCGCCAGAGACACGGACGAUCGAGGUGACGUCGACAGAGACGUCCGCGAUGAAAGCCCGAUCUGCAAGCUCUGCCGAGGUAACGGCUACAUCGUCAUGCACUGCGAGCACUGCGAUUUCUCCAGCGAGGGCGACCUGAUCUGCUUUCGCUGCCAGAGCGACGAGGGCUCGUCCAACGGUCAGGUCUGCCCGCGCUGUGAGCGGGAGGCUGGGAUUACGUCAAGCUCCGCCGGCAGAUCCGGUUCCAGCGACGAAGGCAACGGGAAGUACCCGGUGGACGCCGUGGUAAAGAUCCAGGUAAACGAUCGGAUGAUCGACAUCGACUCUGACGAGACCCCCGAGAGCGAGAGCUCGAGCAAUUAUCAUCCCCAGAGGGGCGCGAUGGAACGGCUCGACACCAUCGUCGAGACGAAGGGCGACACUGCCAGCGAGAACGACGAGGAAAACGGCGGCGGCACGAAGCUCAACGGUACCACUAGCGCAAGAUAUCUCAAUUAUAUGAUCGUGCUGUUCCUGUAAAUAAAGAUGACGUUAAAAUAGAUGCGGCCGGAUCCGCGGCUUGCCUGGCGUACGAAGAAAAGUUUGCAGGGAGAUCGAAUGCGAGGUCUGUAAAUUAUUCGAUUGUUGAGGCGAUAAUUUUCUUAAUUUAAUUUAAUUGUAAUAUCUCGGAAAACUAAUUUUAACUGUAACUAUUAUAACUGUACAGUGAGCGAAAUAUUUUAUCCGAGAAAUUUCGGCGUCAUUUC